Molecule: messenger RNA, 1100 nt
Organism: Xenia sp. Carnegie-2017
Lineage: Eukaryota; Metazoa; Cnidaria; Anthozoa; Malacalcyonacea; Xeniidae
Exons: 4
Coding region: 94-966 (290 amino acids)
Source: RefSeq, a predicted model, not a curated record
GCUGUGCAAAUUUGUUUUCCACUACAGCAGGUAUAUAUAACGGUGGUCAUGAAGACAUUUUAGAGAAAUAGUUUACGCGUACAUUUAUGAAGGAUGGUUGAGCUCAUGUUUGUAAUUUUUAUUAUGGUUGCUACCUGUAAUGCAACAAAAAAGGCAUGCCAAAGUUCUGAAGAUAUUUUUGUAAAGAUGAAAGACAAUGGUGAUGCUCUAUCACAAAAAGAUUUCAUUUCAAGUCAUGUCGUUUACGAUGUGGUUGAAUGCUCAUUUAAAUGUCUUAAACAGCAGCAAUGUGUUGGCUUAAACUUUCUUGAAACUGCAAAAGAACAUGAGAUAAACUGCCAAAUUAGCAACACAACAAUAAAGGACAACUCUAAAAUUAUGGCUUCCAGUGGAAAAUGGACUUUCUAUCAAACAAUUUAUUCUCGUUUGGCGGUCAACAUAUUGAAGAGUUCGAGGAUGUUACAAGUCAAAAAUUGGCUGCCUUCAAACUUGAAAGACAAUAACACGGUGCACUGUUACCAAGCAACAGUAAAUGGAUGGAAAGCAAGCACAUUUCACAGUCUCUGUGACAAUAAAGGACCAACGUUGGUUUUUGUUAAAGUGGGAAGUUAUGUGUUUGGUGGAUUUGCAUCAGAAUCUUGGGGAGGAAAUUCUCCUUUCAUUAGAGCAGAAAGAUCGUUUAUUUUUUCCUUAAAAAACAAGGAUAAUCUACCACCAUUUAAAUCCAACGUUGUACAACUAGACCUGGCAAUGUACAACGACAAUGGCCAUGGACCCUCAUUUGGUGCUUAUGAUUUGCUCAUCACCACCAAUGCCAACUCUGAUACCUUUUCAUCAACAGGAGGGUUUGGAACCUCAUACGAGCUUCCAAAUGGUUACUCUUCCGAGAGCAACAAAACAAAAAACUUGUUAGCAGGUUCCCCUCGCUUCACACCAGAUGAAGUGGAGGUGUUUUACUUUUCUUAAAUAAAUCGUAAUAUGAGACUUGUACGUAAAUUUUUACAUGUUUUAUAGAAAAGUUACUGUUGUGUUUUUGUUUAUGUAUACUAUAAUGAGUUUACAGUAAAGUCAUGCAAAUAAAUUGGGAUCUGUAUCAAAAA